Molecule: messenger RNA, 1671 nt
Organism: Necator americanus (New World hookworm)
Lineage: Eukaryota; Metazoa; Nematoda; Chromadorea; Rhabditida; Ancylostomatidae
Exons: 13
Coding region: 1-1671 (556 amino acids)
Biological process (GO): ER to Golgi ceramide transport
Molecular function (GO): lipid binding
Source: RefSeq, a predicted model, not a curated record
AUGGGGUCGCAACCCGUCGACUCUCAUCUCGUUCUUCCUUCAUGCGGUACUCUGUUUAAAUGGACGAAUUACAUUAAUGGCUGGAGAGAAAGAUAUUUUGAGAUAAAACAUGGCCAGCUCGUUUACUACGUCAGUAAAGCAGACCAAGGAUCUGGAUGCCGCGGGAGUAUAUGCUUGAGAAGUCUUGAAGUUACUUUACAUGAAUUCAACGAAUGCGAGUUCUCGGUUUCUGUUGGAGGUGAUGUUAUAUGGUAUUUGCGCGCAGAGAACCCUCAUGCACGAACUCUGUGGAUUAAUGCACUCACCAAAGGCUCUAGCGAUUCGGACUAUGGCAGCACUGCCACGAAAACUCAUUCAAGGAACACAUCUCUUUCUUCUAUGAAACUGGGAGAAACAAAUGAGGAUCAAAACGCAAUGAUAUCACGAAUAGCUGAAUUAGAGGCCUACCGCACAAUGUAUCGAGAACAAAUGGCGUCAAUUCGAAGAGAAUUACAGCAGAUAGGAGUGCCACAGACGAAAAUUCUUUCCAUUAAUGCAACACACAUUGCUAUGCUUGAUAACAUAAACCAUAUCAUACAACUGGCAAAGCAUGAAUGUACUGGUGCUAAACCGCAGAGCGAAUGGGUGCCGGACACUCCUAUGUCUCCUACCACACCAUCACCUGUGCCAGCAGUAGAUGAUGGAGAGACCGAGACGUCACGAGAAAAUACUUUACGCCUCGAUACAGCUCCUCAGUCCAUAAAUGAUGUUACAAGUGAUUGUGGCGAUGAAUGGCACGAUGCAGAUGAACAUUCAUCGCUAUCUUUGGACAGUGCAGAGGAGGCGACGGAAAGACGAACACCGUCUGUGGGCAACGAUGCGAGUGAGGCGGAAGUUCCAUCAAACCAAAUUGUGAAUCAGUCGAAGCCGAAAAGGACUUUGCUUUUUGGAGAUUACGAUAACAUCUUUAUCCCGAGCACACAUGAAUAUUUCGAACUAGUGGACCAACUAGCCAAGGAUCAGCUGAGGUAUGCACUUGCUGGAGUUGAAAACAAUGUCUGGACUCUUUUUGCUGAAGAUGGGGCCAUGAAAAUGUAUACUCGUGAGGAGACCGUUGAUGGAGGUUUGCCUGUGGAUCCACUCAAGGCAGUUCAUCAAGUGCAGGGUGUCACAGCUCUCGAAUAUAUGCAUUACUUCUAUGAUGAUAAGUACAAAAUGGAUUGGGAUCACACUUUAAAUGGAAUGAGCGUUGUGGAAAGAAUAAGUCCUGAUACUAUGGUUCUACACCAGAAGCAUAAGACGGUUUGGCCUGCUGCACCACGUGAAUCAUUAUUCAUUUCGCACAUACGUCGUGUUGACGACUUGAAAAGAGAAGGCGCUCACGAUUUGUAUAUCGUAUGCAAUAAGGAUAUAUCGCGAGCGGAUGUCCCAGUUACAUCGUCUUCCGGUGUUCGAGUCGGUCUUACUGUAUCUAUGAUUUGUGAAACAGUGAUCACAAAUGGUAAACCAACCGGCAAACUUUCUCGGGAUGAUAUCCUCUGCAACGUAAUAUACGUCUCACAAGUUCAUCCCGGCGGAUGGGUUCCAACUGCAGCAUUACGACACGUGUAUAAAAAAGAGUAUCCAAAAUUUUUGCGAACAUUUACGGAUUACGUUGUUAAAAAUGUUAAAGACAAGCCAAUUUGUAUUUAG